Messenger RNA from Gigantopelta aegis, 4850 nucleotides. RefSeq names its product peroxisomal bifunctional enzyme-like. The transcript has 19 exons. Lineage: Eukaryota; Metazoa; Mollusca; Gastropoda; Neomphalida; Peltospiridae. Gene Ontology annotation, biological process: fatty acid beta-oxidation. Bases 311 to 2542 code for a protein of 743 amino acids. The record is from RefSeq and is a predicted model, not a curated record. Gene Ontology annotation, cellular component: peroxisome. Gene Ontology annotation, molecular function: NAD+ binding; (3S)-3-hydroxyacyl-CoA dehydrogenase (NAD+) activity.
ACUCUUGGCCUAACACGACCUGGAUUCGAAAGGCAAAAUGAAGUUAUUUAAAGCUAUUCAUAAUAGCCCAAUUCCAGUCAAUUAGUUAACACUAACUUUAAAUAGAAGCAGCAAAUUUGGAGAAAAUAUCAUUCGAUUUAAAUUUAAACCAAACUUGUGUUCGAAACCAACUAACCUAGCUCCGUUAAGUGCAUCUAUGAGUAUGAUAUCAAAAUCAAAGUUCAGUUCGUGGGUUUCUUAUCUUUGACAUUUGAAAAAGAUCCAGACCUGUAAUAGCCUACACACCCAAUGAAUAGCUAAUGAAAAGACAAUGACUCUGUACCGACUGCUGGGUCCUGUCGCCUUAAUUGAAAUAAAUAAUCCGCCUGUAAACGCACUCAGUUCAUCUGUACGACAGGGAUUGGAAAAUGGCAUCAAGAAGUCUGCUAGAGAUGCGAGGGUCAAGGCCAUUGUUAUUUCUGGAAAGGACCAGACUUUCAUUGCUGGUGCUGAUAUCAAAGAAUUUGGAAAAUUCAGGCAAAGUCCAUCUCUCACUGAGGUUGGUCGAGUUAUUGAAGCGAGUCAGAAACCCGUAGUAGCUGCUAUAGCUGGCGUAGCACUCGGAGGUGGACUGGAGAUAGCGUUAUUCUGUCACUACAGGCUAGCAGUGAAGUCUGCCAAAGUUGGAUUUCCUGAAGUUCAGCUUGGUAUUCUACCUGGAGGGGAGGGAACCCAGAGACUGCCUCGACUUACUGGGCUGCCUGUUGCUAUGGAGAUGAUCAUGACCGGUCGCCAUGUCCCUGCAACUGAGGCAUUCAGAUAUGGAAUACUUGAUAAGCUUAUUGAUAAAAAUAUUGUUGAAGAAUCUAUGAAGUUUGCCCUGUCUGUUAUCAACUCUCCACAUGAAACAAGAAGACUUAGAAAUAUGCCAGUGAAGGGCAUAGAAAAUGUACCUGCCAUUGUUAAUGAUGCUCUUGCCUUGGCUAGAAGAAGAUAUAAGGGUUUUAUAGCUCCAGUUUUCAAGCAUGCUGUCCUGGGCACAUACCUCAAAACUAUCUUAGCUGUCUCUACAGGACAGGGGUCAAAGACAUGCAUCAAAGCAGUUCGGGCAUCAGUGGAGCUUCCCUUUGAGAAAGGUUGUGAGCGGGAGAAAGAGUUGUUUCAAGAACUGAUCACUUCAGGUCAGGCCAAAGCUAUGAUGUACGCCUUCUUUGCAGAACGGGCAGCUUCCAAGUGGCAGUUACCAUCUGGUGAGAAUUCAACCAAUACCAAUCCACUUCCUGUGAAAACAACAGCUGUGAUUGGUGCAGGGACUAUGGGAAGUGGGAUUGCUGUGUCACUUCUGACUUCUGGUUUUCCUGUCAUUUUGUUAGAGCAAAAUAAGCAGCAACUUGACAAAGGUGUGCAGACGAUCCAUGCCAUACUUGAGAGGAGCAUGAGAUCCAAGAGGCUGACACCUGAUGGAAUGAAGAAGUGUUUGUCUCUUCUUACUCCUGCUGAUGACAUCGACUGUCUCAAACACGUAGAUCUGGUCAUUGAAGCAGUAUUUGAAAACCUGGAUUUGAAGAAGGAAAUCUUUGCCAAACUGGACACAAUUUGCAAGAAGGAUGCUGUUUUGUGCACCAACACAUCCACUCUUGACAUAGACAAGAUUGCUUCUGCUACCACCAGACCUGACAAAGUUGUUGGAAGUCAUUUUUUCGCACCAGCGUUCAUUAUGCGUCUUCUGGAGAAUGUUUAUGGAUCAAAGACAUCAGGAACUACUGUUUCCACAGUGAUGCAGUUGGGGAAGAAAAUGGGAAAAGUACCGGUGUUGGUGGGAACCUGUCAUGGUUUUGUAGCAAACAGAACAUUAAUGAAGUACUCUGCAGAGACCAGGUUCUUGCUGGAAGAAGGUGCUCUCCCACAUGAGGUGGACCAAGCAAUGGAAGAUUUUGGGAUGGCCAUGGGACGUUUCAGAACGAGUGACCUUUCAGGAAUAGAUGUUGGUUACAGAAUUUUCCACGAGCAAGCAAAAGCAGAGGGUUACACUGUAACCAUGGAAACUCGGCAUGUUGGUGGAGAACGAUACUGUUCAUUGCCACAUAAGUUGUAUAACCUACAGAGACUGGGUCAGAAAACAGGUAAAGGUUGGUACCGAUAUGACAAGCCAGGAGGUAAGCAGGCAAUGGUUGAUGAGGAAGUAACACAGCUCAUUCUAGACCAUUCCACAAAACUCGGCAUUGUCCGUAGAAAGAUAUCCGCACAGGAAAUUGUUGAGCGUUGUUUGUUUGCUGUAAUCAGUGAAGCCUUCCAUUGUUUGGAGGAUGGGGUAGUAGCCAAGGCAGAAGACGUUGAUGUCAUCUGGUUGUAUGGUUUGGGUUUCCCUCGUUACCGUGGUGGUCCCUUGUUUUAUGCAAGUCAGCUUGGCUUAAAGAAAGUGUACGAUCGCAUUUGUUACUAUCACAAACAGUUUCCUGAUGUCUCUCAUUGGAUGCCCAGUGAGUUGUUCCGAAGACUGGCUUUGGCUGAGAAUAAUACUCCUAUGAGUUCAUGGAAUCUGAAGGCAUCCAGCAAGCUGUAGGUCAUCCGACCUGCAAAAAACAGUUCAAAAUGGCUGUAGUCAUGUUGUCUGAUGUUUGGAAAUCAUCCAGAUUCUGCCCUACUCCAUGAAUACCUGGGGCUGAUGCUGAUUUUCUAUGGAGGGGGUCACAACUUUAAAAAAGGACCUUCUACACAGUGAUAAUAAACACAAUUGUUUUUACUUAGCAUCCUUCAACCGGACUUCCAAUAUUUUCACUUGUACAUAUAAGUGGUUUGUCUAUAUUCAAGUGUAUUAGCAAAGUUUCCAAUUGCUCAAAAUCAAACUGAUUUGUAAAUCUUUACUUGUCCACCAGAUAACCAUUGAGUAACAUUUGUGCUUGUCCAAGCAGAUUUUCACUUUCAGGGACAAGUGGACAAGAGCUGAUUGUAAGUGCUUAUUGCCUUGUGAUUGAAAUUUCAGUUAUACAAUUAUUGGUUAAUGUUAUGUGAACUUAUGAAGGAUUUGAAUUAUUAGGAUCAUGGACCUAUUGUCAUGUUCACAUAGAUAGACCCUACAUUUUGCUAAUUUUAUCUUUAAUAUCAAUUCAUUAUUUGUUUUCUUUAUGUACACAUGACAACAGGCCCAAACUCCAGCACAAUUUUAUCACAUAAACUAGGAACAGUUAUAGUUGACAUUUUCAGCAACAAUCUGUUAUGAACUUUGAUAAUCGAUCAUCACAUCGGUAAUGUGAGUGCGAUAUAUUUUAACAUGCUCGUGUACCACUAAGGUUUCGAGCAUAUCUAUCCCAGGUCCUGUCUCUGAAUAGCCAAAAGCCUGAUCAGGGACAGAACACAUCGGUAGAGUGUGAGUGCAAUAUAUUUUAACAUGCUCGUGUACCACUAAGGUUUCGAGCAUAUCUGUCCCAGAUCUCGUCUCUGGAUAGCCAGAAGCCUGAUUCGGGACAGAACACAUCGGUAGAGCUCAACUGAUCAUUUUUCAAUUAUAAUCAAUCACUGAAAGAUCACUAAUCUACUCAACUAAAAAACCAAAUCGUCCUAAAUUCAUUAUCUUCAUGUUUCAAACUUUAGAGGAAGGCGUUCACGACCCCAACAUCCACAUCUUAAAUCCAUACCUGAGCGGCAGGACAUAGCCCAGUGGUAAAGCGUUUGCUUGAUGCGCGGUUGUUAUGGGAUCGAUCACUGUCAUUGAGCUAGUUUUCGCUCCAGCCAGUGCACCACAUCUGGUAUAUCAAAGGCCGUUGUAUGUGUUAUCCUGUCUGUGGGAUGGUGCAUAUAAAAUAUCCCUUGCUGCUAAUCGAAAAGAGUAGCCCAUGAAGUGGUGACAGCGGGUUUCCUCUCUCAAUAUCUGUGUGUUCCUUAACCAUAUGUCCGAUGCCAUAUAACCGUAAAUAAAAUGUGUUGAGUGCGUCGUUAAAUAAAACCUUUCCUUUCCAUUCCAUACCUGAGCAUGUGCAAAGACUUUCCAACUACAUUUGGAGAGGCAGGAACAAGUUUUCAAUGUAAUGAGGUAUUACUCAUUCAUUUCCAGUUAAUUACAUCAUUAGUUAAAUGAAUUAAGACAAGAAUUUCAAUAGAACAAAAAGCUUCAAUGAUGUUCAUUCAUGUAUACCAGUCAUAAGCUUUACUUUACUGUUGCCUCGGUAGAGGUUUGGGAGAGGCUAAGCGUUAUGUCAUGUUUGUCCUUUUGUGUUUGUACCAGUCUUGGUGGCAUCGUGGUUAGGCCAUUGGUCUCCAAACCCUGAGUGGGUCUAGGCUCAAUGGGUAGGUGUAAACCACUUGCACCGACCAGUGGUCCAUAACUGGUUCAACAAAGGCGUCGUUAAAUAAAACAAACUUUACUUCUUAUUUUUUUGUGUUUGUAGGCUCAUAACAGGAACAGGGUUGAGGCUGUUGGGUCCCACACUCGACAUAAAUGUUUUGGUGUGUUUUUUUGCUCAACUCUAUAUAAAUAAAGAUAACAAUAUGCAUUUCCCCUUAACUAGAGAUUGUGACCCCCACUCCAGACACCGUUCAUGUGGGUCUGGUUUGUUAUUUUUUUUUUUUGUAUGGUAAUAGUGGAACAUGAAAAGAGCAUGUUAGAGACUAUUUCUCAAAUGACGUCACACGCAUACUAGUUGUAUGGCGUUGUCUCAGACUCUAUUAGAGUCUCGGGUUCAGACUAAAAGUUUUAUAAGCACGGGCCCAGGUCUAUGGUAUACUAAAAGAAAACUUAGACGAUUUGUAUGUACAACUAAAUCUAAGCAUAAUUGUGCAGAAUCAUAAUAAUUUCAGCUUCUAUACCACUUUUAUAUAAUAUGGUAUAUUUAUACAAAGUGUAUAUUUUUAUUAUUAAAAAUAUUAUAGUACAA